This is a messenger RNA of Jaculus jaculus (lesser Egyptian jerboa), 1008 nucleotides long. It is a transcript of the gene Pdzd9, whose product is annotated as PDZ domain containing 9. The transcript is spliced from 4 exons. NCBI's taxonomy places the organism in Eukaryota, Metazoa, Chordata, Mammalia, Rodentia, Dipodidae. The record is from RefSeq and is a predicted model, not a curated record. Gene Ontology annotation, molecular function: protein binding.
AUGUCUCCCCUGUGGUCUGGCGCCGUGCGCUGGUGCUUUGAGGAUUCCAAACUGUUGGGAGUUGGACAGAGUGCCAACCCCAGCACGGAGAAAGGUGUUAUCCUCAAGGAAAAGACCUCUGUACACAACUUGAGCAAAACACAGCAGACCAGACUCACUGUGGGCAGCCUGGGAUUGGGCCUGAUCGUUAUUCAGAAUGGGCCCUACCUCCAGAUCAGCCACCUCAUCAAGAAAGGGGCUGCAGCCAACGACGGGAAACUCCAGCCAGGGGAUGUUCUGAUUAGCGUUGGCCAUGCCAGUGUGUUGGGAUACACACUCCGCGAAUUUUUGAAGCUUUUGCAAAAAAUCACUGUAGGAACAGUGCUGCAAGUCAAGGUUUACCGAGAUUUUAUUGACAUACCCCAAGAAUGGCAAGAGAUACGAGAUUUAAUCCCUGAAAUCAAAUUUCCAGUAGUGCCCACACCGAAGAAAACAGAGCAGGGCAAGGAUGAGCCUUCCACGAGCAGCGAUGACAAUGAAGGCACAGUUUUGGAUAAAAGACUCAAGUAUUACAGAUAUCCACGGUCAGUUUGGCAUCACCCCAUAAGGACACCAAUCUCCAUCUCCACAGAAUGGCAUGGAUAUAAAAAGAACCACCAGGCUCUUAGUGUUGGAGAAGGUAUUAACUAUGAUGUGGUGAUUCACAAAGAUCACAAGACAGAACUGAGAGCCCCUUCUCCAUACUGGGCAAUGGUAAGGCAAGACAACGACAGCUCCUCCUCCUCGGUCUCUUCCACCUCAGAUGCCUUUUGGCUGGAGGACUAUGCCCAAGCUGAGAAGGGCAAAGGUUAACCAUUAUCAAAGGUUGCUUAGGCAGCUGCUGUUUGCAAAUCUGUGGUCAUUCAACACUUAUCCCAAUUUUUACACCUUAUGCACAGGUUUGCAGAACUCCCACAGGAAGACAUACAAACUUAACCAGUUCUCUAACAUGACUGCUGAAACGCCUUUAUAGACAUUCCUUAGGAUGAC